AUGGCAGACCCUACUACUAGCCAAGCACCUCCAAAUCCAAAUCCAAUUCUCACUCCAACUCCAGUUCCACACUUCUUCAGCCUCCCCAAAGAACUCUCGGACCAAAUCCUCUCUCACCUCACAUACAAUGACCUCCUUCCCUUCCGACUAACAUGCCAUUUCGCUAGCGCUCUCGUACCAUUCAGCGAGCUAAAGCUCCUCCGUCUACGCCUAAAGACCGCCCUUCUCGCCGACGAGCGAGCGGAUUAUGAGCAGAAGCAGAUGAAGUUCCACAACUUCGAGCGCUGGGCCCGUGCGUUCCCCCAUGAAUAUCGCACCUGGGACUCCGGCGACGCCAUCAGCAACAUCCACGCGAACUUCAUUACGAAGGCAACACACCUGAAUUGUUACGCGUGUCUAAGAAAAUUACCCCGUGAAUGCUUCACGGAGACGCAAGCCAUGGGCAGUCGGAGCCUAGGGCACAAGGAUGGACGGAGAAGGUUUUGUCGGUCUUGUGGUGUAAGCAAAGGGAUUUGGGAGAAGGGGAGCACAGUCAAGGACGCCAGGUGUACGUGGAUUAUUUGUAGGGGAUGCGACAAGAUGAGAAAGUGUGAUCCGGAUCCGGCGUUGAAAAGCGACGGAGUGUGCUCGGCAGCCUGUCUGGAAAAAGUGAGGAUGACGACCAUGAACGGUUCCUGCAGUCUGCAGAAGAACGGCGGUAGUGCAGAACCGCAUGGUUCUAAGCGGCUUGAGAUUCGAGCUGCGACCGCUGCCGUCAUGUCCGGUGUAGUUAACGGCGCAGGGAUUCUUGAGGAUGCGACCCCGAGCACCCGUGCAAAUCGAUGUUUACGGUGCUGGGCGAUUAAUCACACAGAGAGAGCCGCGGAUGGGUUGAUGGGAUUGAAUCUCUGCGGGAAAUGUGAAGCUCUGGUUGACCAUGAAGGUUUCAAAGUCAAGGAGUGA
Rhinocladiella mackenziei CBS 650.93 is the source of this 942-nucleotide messenger RNA. RefSeq lists its product as uncharacterized. Gene Ontology annotation, molecular function: protein binding. Bases 1 to 942 code for a protein of 313 amino acids. The transcript has a single exon. The record is from RefSeq and is a predicted model, not a curated record. Lineage: Eukaryota; Fungi; Ascomycota; Eurotiomycetes; Chaetothyriales; Herpotrichiellaceae.